Molecule: messenger RNA, 1914 nt
Organism: Gadus macrocephalus (Pacific cod)
Lineage: Eukaryota; Metazoa; Chordata; Actinopteri; Gadiformes; Gadidae
Product: growth factor receptor-bound protein 10-like
Exons: 6
Coding region: 87-569 (160 amino acids)
Biological process (GO): insulin receptor signaling pathway; negative regulation of Wnt signaling pathway; negative regulation of insulin receptor signaling pathway
Molecular function (GO): insulin receptor binding
Source: RefSeq, a predicted model, not a curated record
AUCUCUGCACUCCCACCCUCCCCCCAUCCUCCCCCCGGCCACAGCAUCCCCCGCAGCGAAGCGUGUCGGAGAACUCCCUGGUGGCCAUGGACUUCUCCGGGAGGACGGGCCGGGUCAUCGACAACCCUGCUGAGGCCCAGAGCGCCGCCAUGGAGGAGGGACAGAGCUGGAGGAAACGGAGCCAGCGUCUCAACGUCCUGGGCAGCCCCGGUCCCCUUCACACCCCCUCUCUCAGCGCAGUGAUCCACAGAACCCAGCUGUGGUUCCACGGCCGCAUCGUGCGAGAGGAAGCCCAAAGGAUGAUGGUCCAGCAGGGCCAGGUGGACGGGUUGUUCCUGUUGAGGGACAGCCAGAGCAACCCUAAGGCCUUCGUGCUGACGCUGUGUCACCACCAGAAGACCAAGCACUUUCAGAUCCUGCCGUAUGAAGAGGAGGGCCAGGUGUUCUUCAGCCUGGACGACGGUGCCACCAAGUUCACAGACCUUAUCCACCUGGUGGACUUCUACGAGCUGAACCGUGGCGUGCUGCCCUGCCGCCUCAAGCACCCCUGCACCGCCGUAGCCUUGUGACACUACCCCCUUCCUGUGACCCCCUGGACCCCAACUCCCACUCCCCAACACAGACACAAACCAACCACCUUAACCUUCUUCCAUCUGUAGACUUUGAAUGUACAGACGCCAAAAUACACACAAACACAUACAUGCAUACACACACGCAUACACACAUACACACACAUUUUUGGAUAUUUCAGCAUUCCCCAACCCCUUCCCUGGGCCAGAUAAGCUAUGGUGCCCCCUUCCCCCCCUUCCCCUUUGGGGCACCCACCCUUCCACUAGCCCAUCGAUUAUCAGGGAUAGACAAACAGAGACCCCUGUAGUGGGUCCUGGAGAUUUCUGAAAACCUGUGCAGUCCAGUCUGGAUAAGCUGACCCCAUAACCCCUCCUCCGUCCCCCAACCCAACCCAAACAGACCUUGAUGUGGCCUCGUGCGCUACAGCACAUGCACCAACACACCCACCCCCACAAACCCACACGCAUAUGUACACAAGACACUUGAUGUGUAGCCACACCGCGAGCCAGGCGACAGCAGGCAUUACCAGAGGAAUGUUUAGCAGGAAGGCCCAGACUGACCUUCCCUUUAGAGUUGAUUCAUUGAUGUCAAUUUUUUUUAUUUUAACGAAUGCUGUUUUAAUUGCUGUUAAGUCAAUGCAAAAGUAGUUUCUCUUGUUUUACACUCCCGGGGGAGAUAGUAGUGAGCUGUUGCCUCAAUCUGAAAUGAAAUCGUUUGGCUUCUAGGUUUUUUCUUUUCUUUGGUAAAGGGGCGACCACAUCAUCUUCAUCAUAGUAAACACCCCCCCCAGGAUCACACGUGAGUGCACCUAAACACUAUGAAAGUGUGACAGUGAAAACGUGUGUGAGUUCUUUCCCUGGGUUGAACUGUUGAAAUGUCGGGUUUUGGGGGUUUCUCAGAUUCAACAACAGCAGAAGAAGAUUGUGCUUUGGAAAUUAGAUUUGAGCCAAACUCUAUCAACCCUCCCCUUGCUUAAUAUUCUUAAAAAAAAAACUACUUUUUGGUUUGACUGUUUAAAAUGUAUAGAGUCUAAAAGGAUCUGAAAGUUUUUCUCAAUUUGUAUUGGGGUUGUGUGUGAAUGUCCUUUCCCCUUUCCUCGAUUUCCGUUCUAAACCUCACUGCUUGCACAUUGUGAAUUAUCUGUUUGGUUGGUGGGGUUUGUGUGUUUGUGCAUGCGUUUUUGUAUGUGUGUUCCGAGGAUUUGGGGACGCAUGUGCAAUUUUUUUUUCAAGGAAGGACCCCGGGCGAGGAUAGUUUGAGUAAGCGUGACCACUCCUGCAGUUUCUGCCAGAUAAAAAAAAAAGUAACGUCCUCUUUAUUAUUCUUUUACUUUAUUGAACAAAA